AUGAUCACGAGAGACGAGCAGGGAACUCCAGGCUUCCUCGAAGGAGUGAACUGCUCGAUCGUUGCCUUCGGCAACUCCAUGAGCGGGAAGUCUUACACCAUCGAAGGGUCUGGACCAGCUUCGAGGGAUGGCGUUAUCCCGUGCCUGAUCAACGGAGUGUUCGAGGGGAUCAGGAGCAAGGCAGAGGAGUUCGGAGCAGGGAAGCAAACUCUCCGCAAGAAGUCGCAGAAGUGGCGGUUCAAGCUGAGCGUGCAGUACAUAGAAAUCGUGGAUGAGAAGAUCAACGACCUGCUGAACCCUCAGAAGAUGGAGCUGGAGAUCAACGAGUUUGGGAUCAACGACGGCCUGGGGAUCAGGAACUUGACGCGGAAGUGGGUGGACUCGGAAGAUGAGCUCUACCAUCACUUUCGCGUUGGUCAGUCGUCCCGCACAACCCUGAGGAAUGAGUUUGGAAACCUGAGCGAGCGAUCCUCCAGCAUCUUCAGCCUGGAGCUCCACCAGGUGGUGACUCACUCGGCCAUCGGGCUGCUGAAGCCGGUGGAGGAGCACCUCUUCUCCCGCUUCCUCGUCAUCGACCUGCCUGGAGCUGAGAAACUCGCUGAAGACGCGACGACCCUCCGCAUUCGCGAGGGCCCUACACUCAAUCAGAGUAUCACAUCCUUUGGUCAAGUUGUGAAGGCGCUGGCUCAGGCGCAUGACGUGCAGGAUAUGGAGUUCAUCGACUUUGGGCAAUCAAAACUGACUGCCCUCCUCCCCGACGUACUUGGAGGAAGCAGUCGCACCCUCAUCUUCACUACCAUCCCCCCAGCUGAUUAUCGUGCAAACUCGUUUGUUCUCCAGUUUUCGCAGCUCUUCGGCAAAAUUCGCAACUUCCCUGUUGUCAAUGACGGCAAACAGAUUGCGCUGCUACGGAAGUACAACAAUCAGAUGCAUCUUCUCCGCCAGCAGCUUGCUGCCGCCGGCUUUGGAGGGCUCGACGUUGACGAUCGACUGACGAAUCAUCUGCUGGAGAUCCACAAGCUGGAGAAGAAGAUCAUCGAAGAUGAGAAGGCGAGACUCGCGUUGAUCGAGGAGCGCGAGCAGCUGCGAGAGAAAUUGGCGCAAGUCAACGCGAGGGUGAACCAGCUGCUGUCCGAGAAGAGCCAGCUACAGCAGGAGCGCAUCCAGAGCGAAGAGGAGAAACUCAAGGUCUCGAAAGUUCUGGUGGACCUGCAGAUCGAAAACACAAACUUAAUGGAGCAGGCGGUGGACACCGAGUUCCAGCUGCAGAACCGCAUCUUGCAGCUUGAGAACAACAUCGUGGAACUGGAGAUGAAGGGGCAGACGAAGCAGAAGGAGAUCGAACGGCUACAGUCCCAGCACCGCGACGACACAAUGCUGGUGAAAGAUUGCCAGGAUGAGAUCGCAGCAGUGCGAUCCAACUACAGCUCAGUGCUCAACGACCUGGACGCGGAGAAGGCGAGGUCGGAGGAGCUGAGCCUGGAGCUGCUGAACCUCGUCAACACCAAGAACGCGCUGAUGAGAGAGCGCGAGCAGCUGCAGGCGCAGCGGGAGAACAUUCUGAAGAUGAACUCAGAGCUAGAGGGAAGGAUGGCAGAGAGUCAGACGGAGUUGAAGGAGAACGCGGAACUGAUCCGACAGCUGCAGCGUGAGGUGGAGGAUCUCAAGACUGAGAAGGAGCGGGCGAGGCUGGAGUUCGAAGCGAUGAGGGUUCAGUUCCAAGAGCAGAAGCUGGUGGCCGACAGGACGUACGCCACCUACGAACAGAACAAGGGAGAAGAACUCUUGAGCCUGAAGCAGGAGCUGGUGGACCGGGGAGAAGAGCACAAGCGAGUGAUGAAGAAGCUGGAGGAGGAGAUGGCGACAGUACAGGCGCAGUUCAAGCAAGCGUCUCGUCGAGCAGCAGAGAUGGAGAACGAGCUGAACGAGAAGGCGAUGGUAGAGGCGCAGCUACAGUCUGAGACUCAAGAACUGAGGCAGAGGAUGACGCAGCUGUCGGAGAGCUACCGUGAGAAGCUGCACAAGUACAUCAGCGACGAGACCAGCAUCAUCACGGCUGAGCUCCGAGCCUCUGUGGACGCCAUGUUCCAGGAGCUCGUGCAGACUUACGGAGCCCGCGAAGAUCACUUGCAGGAGGAGCUGCGGAAGUCUCGGGAGCAGGGCAUGUCGUACGCGAGGAGGAGCAGGAAGUUGUACCAGGCCUACCGCUCCCUGCGCUACCAGCUCGAGGACCUUGCGCCCAAGGGAGUUCGGCCGGACCUCCUGGACGACGCGGCGCUGCUGGUGGACGGGGAGGGGAGCGAGGUGGAGAAGCAGCAGCAGCAGCUGAUCGAGGAGCUGCGGGACAAGCUGUCGGAGGCGGAGGCUCAGAGCGUGGCUAAGUCAGAAAAGGCGCUGCAGGAGGCCGAGCGAUACACCGCACAAGCCGCGCAAGUGCAGGCGAAGCUG
Messenger RNA from Guillardia theta CCMP2712, 2448 nucleotides. RefSeq lists its product as hypothetical. The record is from RefSeq and is a predicted model, not a curated record. The transcript has 2 exons. Gene Ontology annotation, molecular function: microtubule motor activity; microtubule binding; ATP binding. Gene Ontology annotation, biological process: mitotic spindle organization; microtubule-based movement. NCBI's taxonomy places the organism in Eukaryota, Cryptophyceae, Pyrenomonadales, Geminigeraceae. The annotation marks the transcript as partial.